GUGACACUAAAAUGUGAUGCAACAGAAAAAGGCUCCUUUGGGGAUGGGAUAUCAGAAUCUGGUGUAGGUGAAGAAAGUAAAUAUACUGGUACUUUUACUUCCAAGUGUUCUUGUGCUGGGAAAUGUAGCUAUUCAUCCAGUUAUUUUUCAUCUGGCCAUGGUCCUAGCGUUGGUAGCAUUCUCCUCAUCAUAUUUUUCUCUCUCCUAGUUAUGUACUUUGUACUUGGUAUCGUUGUGAAUAAGUACGCCAUACAUAAAGAAGGUUCAGAUGUCAUUCCAAAUCGUUCGUUCUGGAGUGACUUACCAUUUCUCAUAAAGGAUGGUUGUGUGUUUUUUGGUGGGAAGGUUAAAGGCUGCUGCUCGUCUUUAUGCAGCAAAGUCAAAGGAGAUGAAUCCUACACUGAAAUUUAAAAAUAAUUGAAUUGUCUUGAAUUUAUUUGAUUCCAUUCGAUAUCAAUAGAAUUUCGAUAUCUCAAACAAAGAUAUGAAAUUCUGAAAAACCCACUUUGAACCAGUCAUAUAAUUCAUGGUUUCGACUCAGACAAUAGCGACCUAUCGCAACAAUCACCGUUGCAGCAGCAGUUUUCCCAGUGGAAUUAAAAUCGUGUCCCACAAACAGUUACACCGCAUCUGUUUAAAAGAAUACUACGAGGAUUGCCAAGCAUUUUUAUUUUAUUUUUACAGGAAAGCAAACAAGAAAAAGGAAAAAAUAAAUAAAACAAGGUAAUAAAAACAACAACAACAAAAUAUCAAUUUUAUGCCAGCUUAAGAUUAUGAGAUAUUCGAUUCUAGCUAAUUUGUUGAGGUCGUGCGACAGAGAAACGGUAACUAAGGGAAGUCGGAACCAUGAAUUAUCGUUGCUCUUAACCAAUAAUCUCUUAGUUGAUGAACUCAAAGCAAUAGGUGCUCACACUCUACGUCCCAGUAUUUUACAUUCUGUAAUUCCACUGAUAACAAUUAUUGCAGUCAAUUGUACAUUGCACUGAUAUAUUUUUGUAAUAAAUGCUUCACGGCAAACGUGAAACGAAACGUCA
This is a messenger RNA of Actinia tenebrosa (Australian red waratah sea anemone), 1034 nucleotides long. RefSeq lists its product as uncharacterized. Lineage: Eukaryota; Metazoa; Cnidaria; Anthozoa; Actiniaria; Actiniidae. The record is from RefSeq and is a predicted model, not a curated record. Gene Ontology annotation, cellular component: trans-Golgi network.